AUGAUACGCGCGCCUUCACCAGACGCGGGCAUAGCCUUCCUCCCCGCUGGCAACGCGCCACCCACCCCACCGCACGCCGACCCGCUCGACGACAUCUACGGCUCCUCACCUGCUGCAUCGCCCACGCUUGCCGCGCAAAGAGACGACGAGAUACUCUCUGAUCUGCCGUCCCGCCAGCGCAACCUUGAUACCGACGCAUACCGCGAGGGGCUCUCGGCAGCGAAGGGCAAGUACGUGCAGGAGGGUUUCGAUGAGGGCUUUUCUCUUGGGGCGGAGAUCGGGCUACUUGUUGGGCGCGUGCUGGGGGUAUUGCAAGGUAUGACCACAGCACUGAAGGGACAUGACGAAGUAAAGUGGAAGGAGGCAAACAUCCUCCUUGAGCGUGCGAGAAGUGAGUUAGCGAUCGAAAGUGUGCUGGGGAGGGAGUGGGUUGAUGAGGAAGGGAUUUGGAAGUGGGAAGUUGAAGGACUGAAGGGCGAGGAGGAAGUGACGUUCCAAGAGGUUGCGAGACAUCAUCCUGUCGUCAAGAUGUGGUUGGUGACAGUGGGGGAGGUUGCGAAGAGGUGGAGUGUGGAUUUGGAGGCUGUGGAGAAGGGGAGGGAGGAUGGGACGGGGGCGGAACAGAGUUGA
This is a messenger RNA of Didymosphaeria variabile, 630 nucleotides long. It is a transcript of the gene YAE1, whose product is annotated as Essential protein Yae1, N terminal. The transcript has a single exon. NCBI's taxonomy places the organism in Eukaryota, Fungi, Ascomycota, Dothideomycetes, Pleosporales, Didymosphaeriaceae. The record is from RefSeq and is a predicted model, not a curated record. Bases 1 to 630 code for a protein of 209 amino acids.